Molecule: messenger RNA, 588 nt
Organism: Brassica oleracea var. oleracea
Lineage: Eukaryota; Viridiplantae; Streptophyta; Magnoliopsida; Brassicales; Brassicaceae
Exons: 1
Coding region: 1-588 (195 amino acids)
Source: RefSeq, a predicted model, not a curated record
AUGGGGGAGCGACGUGAGAUUGAACCAGCCAUGGUUCAAGAGACGGUAGAGAAAGUUGAGAUGCUGAAGGUUUGGCUUAAGGAAGCCCAUGACCGUCAGAAGAGUUAUGGAGAUAAGCGGCGUAAGGAUUUGGAGUUCCAGGUUGGCGACCUUGUAUACCUGAAAAUGAGGAUAUUUCAAGGAGGAUCUACGACUCGGAAGUUGAAGAAGCUUAAACCAAGAUAUAUGGGACCAUACUCCGUUUUGGAGCGAAUUGGAGCAGUUGCUUACCGAUUGGAUUUAUCGGAAGAGUUAUCAGACUUCCAUGAUGUGUUUCAUGUUUCGGUUUUAAGGAAAGUCGUGAGAGAACCAAAGCUCAUUUUGCUACAGCCGCCCAGUGACCUUGACAGAAAUUUGCGUGCGCCGUGUCAGCCAAUAGAGAUAUUGGAUCGGCAAGUGAAAGCACAUGAUGGUACGAUGACUACAUUGGUCAAAGUUCGUUGGGAGAGAGAUGGUAUUCACGAGGAGACUUGGGAGCCAGAAACCCAAAUGAGGAUUGAUUAUCCGAAAUUUUUCCUAGAUGAUAUUAGGCAGUCAGUUGUGACAUGA